ACAAAUAAAUAAGUAAUUACUAACUUUCGUAUGCCAAAAAAAUGAGCACCAAAGGGAUUAAGAGAGCGGCUAGCUUACGUACAAAUAAUUCAUUGGCUGACAAAUUAAACGUUUUGCAGCGUCCAGUAGUUGAACGCGGAACGCCAACAAGUGCGGAAGCAUAUAAAGGUGUUUUUCCAUGUAUAGAGAGAACAAACAUUGAUGUAAAUACACUAAAGUGUCAUUUUGCCGGCAUCCAAAGGUGAUCAUGUCACUACGAUUCUAUUAUGAUUUGAUGUCGCAGCCAUCGCGUGCACUGCACAUCAUACUAAAAAUAAGCGGUGCUCAGUUCGAAGAUUGUCCAGUGGCGCUGCGAAAAGGUGAACACUUGACUGAAGAGUUCAAGCAAAAUAUCAAUCGUUUCCAGCGAGUGCCCUGCAUUAAUGAUGAUGGUUUCAAAUUGGCUGAAAGUAUUGCCGUGUUAAGGUACCUCAGCGCAAAGGGUAAAAUUCCCGAAUAUCUCUAUCCGAAAUAUUUCUUGGAGCAAGCGCGGGUGGAUGAAUUUCUCGAAUGGCAGCACAACACGCUACGCAUCUCUUGCGCCCUUUAUUUCCGCACAAUUUGGUUAGAUCCUUUGCUCACCGGAAAUCGUCCGACGACUGAGAAAAUUGAAAAACUCAAAAAUCAAAUGGAAGGCAAUUUGGAUAUCAUCGAGAAUGUGUGGCUGGCAAAAACUGACUUCCUAACCGGACAACGAUUGACAGUUGCCGAUAUUUUUGCGGCUUGCGAAAUCGAACAGAUACGUUUGGCUGAUUAUGAUGUGCGCAUAAAAUAUCCAAAAAUCAAAGCAUGGCUAAAACGCGUUCGCGCCGGCUGCAAUCCGCACUAUGAUAAAGCCCACGAAAUGGUUUAUAAGAUAAGCGGCACUGCCCCAAAUGCGAAGCUGUGAAAAUCCAUUAAAUUCAAAUGCUGAAUUUUUUGUUACUUUCGCAUGAAUAA
This is a messenger RNA of Rhagoletis zephyria (snowberry fruit fly), 978 nucleotides long. RefSeq names its product glutathione S-transferase theta-1-like. Gene Ontology annotation, molecular function: glutathione transferase activity. Lineage: Eukaryota; Metazoa; Arthropoda; Insecta; Diptera; Tephritidae. Gene Ontology annotation, biological process: glutathione metabolic process. Gene Ontology annotation, cellular component: cytoplasm. The record is from RefSeq and is a predicted model, not a curated record.